AUGAUGUCCUUAUCGUAUAUUAAUCAACAACUGACAAUUUAUCUUGGAAUAUUUCUGUUAAUCAUCGGUGUAAUCGGCAAUGGUUUAAAUAUUUUGAUAUUUUCAAGUACUUCAGCAUACCGUCGAACUCCGUGUGCGUUUUAUUUUCUUGCUAAUUCAGUCGACAAUAUUCUAUUCAUUGGUAUUAAUCUUAUAUCUCGUGUGGUAAGUAUUGGUUUUAAUUUUGAUUUGACUCAAACGUCAGUGCAUUGGUGCCGAGCACGACAAUAUUUCAUUGCUGUGUUUGGUCUUUUUUCAUUUACAUGUGCAUGUUUAACUUCAAUCGAUCAGUUUCUCGUUACAUCACGAAAAGCUUCUCUACGUCGUUUAAGUAAUAUUAAAUGGACUCACCGAAUCGUUUUCAUUUUGAUUAUUAUUUGCUGUCUUCAUGGCAUACCUCGUCUUGUAUUUUUCGCGAUUUCUUCAAAUUCCAAUACAUGUGUAGUUACAAAUACAGUAUACUCUGUAUAUAUUACUGUCUAUUCUCUUAGUUUAACUAGUAUUGGUCCAACAAUAAUUAUGAUUAUAUGCGGAUAUUUAACUUAUCGAAAUAUUCACUUUAUCAGAGCCUCUGUUGAUCGGCAAUUAGUUAAAAUGACUUUAUAUCAAGUUUUACUCGUUUUUAUUACUAUAACCCCAUACGGCAUUACUACAAGUUAUAUAUUAAUAACAUCAUCAAUGAAAAAGGAUGCAUAUCAAUUAAGAAAUGAAAAUUUUGUGUUAUCUUUUGUUAGUAUAUUGUGCUAUUUUUAUUAUUGUGGAAGUUUCUACAUAUUCUUCAUUUCAUCAAAUCGUUUUCGUCGCACAAUGAAAGCAAAGUUAUUGUUUUGGCAACGAGCCAAUCAAAUCGAUCCACUCCCAAUUGUCGCAUUUUAA
Messenger RNA from Adineta ricciae, 915 nucleotides. The record is from the annotation of a GenBank genome assembly. NCBI's taxonomy places the organism in Eukaryota, Metazoa, Rotifera, Eurotatoria, Adinetida, Adinetidae.